GCCACCUGUCUGUCCCCCUGUCUGUCCCCCUGUCUGUCCCCCUGUCUGUCUGUCCCCCUGUCUGUCCCCCUGCAGUAGGAACCAGCUGUCCGUCCUCCCCCCGGUGGUCUGCAGUCUCCCUCUGAAGGUUCUGAUCAUCUGUAACAACAAGCUGCUGUCUCUGCCAGAGGAGGUGGGACAGCUGAGACAGCUCACUGAACUGGACGUGAGCUGUAAUGAGAUCCAGACUCUGCCAUCUCAGGUGGGUCAGCUGGAGGCCCUACGAGACCUGAACAUCAGGAGGAACCACCUGGUCCGCCUGCCUCCAGAGCUGGCGGAGCUCCCUCUGGUGCGUCUCGACUUCUCCUGUAACAAAGUGACGUCCAUCCCCGUCUGUUACCGUCAGCUGACGCAGCUGCAGACCAUCGUCCUCGACAACAACCCUCUGCAGACCCCACCUGCACAGAUCUGCAUUAAAGGGAAGGUCCACAUAUUUAAGUAUCUGAACCUGGAGGCCAGUAAGACGACCCCUGACCUCCCAGAGUACGACAGACGACCUCUGACCUUCAGCUCCUG
Molecule: messenger RNA, 555 nt
Organism: Plectropomus leopardus (leopard coralgrouper)
Lineage: Eukaryota; Metazoa; Chordata; Actinopteri; Perciformes; Serranidae
Source: RefSeq, a predicted model, not a curated record